Molecule: messenger RNA, 2049 nt
Organism: Colletotrichum orchidophilum
Lineage: Eukaryota; Fungi; Ascomycota; Sordariomycetes; Glomerellales; Glomerellaceae
Exons: 2
Coding region: 1-2049 (682 amino acids)
Biological process (GO): transmembrane transport
Cellular component (GO): membrane
Molecular function (GO): transmembrane transporter activity
Source: RefSeq, a predicted model, not a curated record
AUGGCGACUCACCACCAGCGCCAUUCCGCGGCCAUUGGCGUGAUCCCGGUGCCUCACGGUCCGGAGACGGGCCAGGAGCAUGAGGACUACCCUCAGGAACACACCACCGCGCAUGAGCGCGAGAUCUUUGGUCACGUCACACGCCCCGACGACUCGUAUACCCCCGACGGCGUCUACUGGGCCGAUUUGCCCUGGUGGAAGCGCGUCCAAUUCGUCAACAAGGUCGACCGCGAUGAGGCCGCUAAGGAGCUUAGAUCCAUCGGGGAGAUGGUGAAGAAGGAUCCCCUUUCUCCUCUGGGGUGGUAUUUCCGCAACGCUGUCCUGCCCGGAGCCGGUCUCGGUCUCGAGGGUUACGUCCUAUUCUCCAUUGGUAACUUACAGCCUCUUUUCGCUGCCGUUUGGCCCGAGUGCUGGGGCAAGAAAUACGCCGUUUGCUCGCAGAACUGGGUUGCCUCUGUUACAUAUCUCGAGAUUGUCGGUAUCAUGAUUGGCCAAGCUGCUGUUGGUGUCAUUGGUGAUUGGAUCGGUCGUCGUUGGGGUCUCAUUCAGGAUGCUGCCAUCAUGUUUGUUGGUCUGCUACUCUUGACCGGCUGCUGGGCCAGCUCUCUCCAGGGCUGGGUCAUCUUCUACGCUUGGUCCCUAUUCUUUUACGGUUUUGGUGUUGGUGGUGAAUACCCCAUUACUGCCACCUCCUCUAUGGAGAACGCCGUCACCGCCGGCCGUCUGUCUACUCGCGAAGAUCGCCUUCACCGUGGCCGCAAGGUCACCAUGGCUUUCCUGAUGCAGGGUUGGGGCCAGCUCAUCAACCAGGUCGUUCUCAUCGUCCUUCUCGUCAUCUUCAACCGUGGAUACGGCAAUGGACCUUACACCGAGUCCGCCGCCCAGUACACAUUCCGCCUCUCUUUCGCUUUCCCCGCCAUCGGUACUCUGUGGCUCGUCUACUACCGUACCUGGAAGAUGCCGCGCGCAAACCAACAGCUUGCGCUGGCUAAGAAGAAGCAGGGCGUCACAGGUUACGAUGUGAACGCUCUGAAGUACUGCUUCCAGCACUUUGGUGGUCGUCUUUUGGCUACUGCUGGUACUUGGUUCUGCAACGAUGUGUUCUUCUACGGCAACAAGCUUUUCCAGGGUCAGUUCAUCUCGGUCAUCUCCAGCAACCCCAAUUCCCUCUUGACAACCUGGACAUGGAGCGUGAUCAACGUCGUCGUCUCCCUCGCAGGCUACUACCUCGCCUCCUUUUUCAUCGACAACAAGCUAUACGGCCGCAAGAUGAUGCAGCAGGUUGGCUUCUUCAUGUGCUUCGUCAUGUUCGUCAUCCCCGCCUUCAAAUUCGAGUACUACACAAGCCCCGCUGGCAUCCACGCAUUCCAGGCCAUGUACUUCCUCAGCUCCUUCUUCAACCAGUUCGGACCCAACUCGGUUACCUUCCUCGUUGCCGGUGAGGUUUUCCCUACCCCUAUCCGCGCCACGGCCCACGGUUUCUCCGCCUGCAUCGGCAAGGCCGGAGCCCUCCUCGCCUCCGUCCUGUACAACUACAUCGACACCCAGACCAAGUUCUACGUCGUUCCUUGGUUCGGUCUCGCCGGUAUGGUCCUCACCUUCUUUUUCCUGCCCGACACCACCGGUCUCGAUCUCAAGGAACAGGAGCGUCGCUGGACGUACAUCCGCAGCGGAAAGGAGUCUGAGUACCACGGCGUCGCCGUGCACCCCACUCAUCUCAGCGUUUGGGAGCGCCUCCGUGGCGUUGGCAAGUACUACGACGCCGAGAAGGAUCACAAGGCUCAGAUCGAGGACAUGCGCAAGGAGUGGGAGGAGAGACAGGCCAUGCAGGGCGAGAAGGAGCCCGAGGUCUGGGAAGAUCCCGAGCUCUUUUCCGAGGCUAUGCACGGCUACUUCAAGGAGCAGCACAAGGGCAAGUCCCAGGGAGGUCUUAUGCACGACGCCGAUGUAUCCGAGUCCUCAUCGGCGCGGGAGAAGGAGACGGGCGACGAGAUCCAGCCCAGCCCUAUUCUGGGAGCGAGGCAUGAUCUUGAUGAGAAGAGAGGUUAA